AUGGCCAGUAAACUCGACAUCCCUCCUGGCAAUGUUCGGACACCGAUUGAGUCCUUUACUCUUCAUGCUCCCGAAGGAGAGUUGGAAAGAUUCAAACACCUGCUUGAAUUGUCGAACAUUGGACCUCCUACAUGGUGGAACCAACAAGAUGACUCUCAUUUUGGCGUCUCUCGUGACUGGCUGAUCAAGGCGAAAGAGACUUGGCUUUCUACCUUUGAUUGGCGCAAACAUGAGUCAUAUAUCAACGAUUUCCCAAAUUUCAAAGUCACCAUCAAGGAGCCUGAUUCCUGUCAAAUCGAUGUUCAUUUCGCUGCCUUGUUUUCGAAAAGGGAAGAUGCUAUCCCUAUCAUCUUUCUUCAUGGCUUUCCUUCUUCCUUCAUGGAUUUUCUUCCCAUGAUGGACCUACUGAGGAACAAAUAUACACCAGAGAAUUUACCUUACCAUAUCAUCGCGCCCUCUCUUCCUGACUAUGGACUGUCUGGAAGCUUGAGUCAGAACAUGGAAAUGACUCUAGUGCGAGCUGCGAGCAUCAUGAAUGGCUUGAUGAUUGCGCUUGGAUUUAAGAAAGGAUAUGUCGCCCAAGGCGGGGACCUUGGUAGUAUGAUUGCACGCCUCAUGGCCGUCAACCACAAGGAAUGCAAGGCUUUUCACGUCAACAUGCUCACACUUGAACCCGGAAGUGCGCCCCUUUCCACCAACUGCCUAGCCCCAGAGGAUCUCCGUAUCCUAGAAAGGACUAAAGAAUGGCAACAGGAUGGGUUGGCAUAUGCUCUCGAACAUGGCACUCGUCCUGCUACUGUUGGCUUGGCCAUCUCGUCUAGCCCAAUUUCCCUGCUUGCUUGGCUUGGGGAGAAGCUUCUUGAAUGGACAGACCCUCGAGAGCAGCUCCCUCUUGAUACCAUUCUUGGGCUAAUAAGCUUCUAUUGGUUUACGCAGACCUUCCCCCGGGGUCUGUAUCAUGCAAACCUCGUGAAAAGUUACUCUGCGGGUAUUCCGCAUCCGAUUUCGACUGAGAAGCCUCUGGGGUAUUCAAUGUUUGCAUACGAUCUUGCUGUGCUACCCAAACCUUGGGCUCAAGAGAUAUACCCUAAUCUAGCGUUCUUCAACGCCCAUUCAAAGGGAGGCCAUUUUGCUAGUCUAGAGCGACCGAGUGAAUUUCUAGAUGACAUUGAACGGUUUUUGCAGGCAGUCGGCGGAUUAUUUGAAGUGGAAUAG
Messenger RNA from Penicillium subrubescens, 1215 nucleotides. Its product is annotated as epoxide hydrolase family protein. NCBI's taxonomy places the organism in Eukaryota, Fungi, Ascomycota, Eurotiomycetes, Eurotiales, Aspergillaceae. Gene Ontology annotation, molecular function: epoxide hydrolase activity. The coding region runs from base 1 to 1215 and encodes 404 amino acids. The transcript is spliced from 4 exons. The record is from RefSeq and is a predicted model, not a curated record. Gene Ontology annotation, biological process: epoxide metabolic process.